Vicia villosa (hairy vetch) is the source of this 3755-nucleotide messenger RNA. RefSeq lists its product as uncharacterized. Lineage: Eukaryota; Viridiplantae; Streptophyta; Magnoliopsida; Fabales; Fabaceae. The transcript is spliced from 4 exons. The record is from RefSeq and is a predicted model, not a curated record. Bases 315 to 3302 code for a protein of 995 amino acids.
UACUUCAAUGGCUAACCAUUGUUAGGGAAAAUGUUGACUAGCUUAUACUUUUUCAAUUUUCCUUUAUUGAUCUUCUAGUUUGUUCAUCACCUAGAACAUCACUUCAUUACAUUUUCAUAUUCUACCUUCAAUUAUAGCUUCAAAUCCAUAGCCACAUCUUUUAAAUGUUUUUUCAAUGGGGUUAUGUAACAAAAAUGUUAAUCCCUUUUGAUUAUUACUAUAAUGAUUAUAAUUACUUUUUUGAAUUUGGCUAUGGCUAAUUAGCAUACCCUCCAUUUGAAUAUUCCAUAUUAUAAGGUUGUCACAUGUGAUGAAUGCAUGAAAUACAUGCAACCACUACCUUAAAAAAACAUUAUAGUUUAUUCAUUGUAUCUACAUUCAUAGAAUCAAAAAUGGGUUUGAAUUCAAGGGACAUGAAACUUCAUUUCUUAAAAGUUCUUCAUGUGUCAAUUGAAAAAAGCUAUGCUUUUAUGAAAAAGCAUCCAAGAAUUUCAGGUGCUAUGAUAGUCUUCUUCAUCAUGUAUAUAUUUCUUUCUUGUAUAUACAAUUUGUUGGUUUUCUUGUCUCCAUUUCUCGUGUUUACCGCAAUUUUGGUUACACUCUUUUGGAGUUCGGAGCAAACACUUAUAAAAUGUGUUGAGAAAAAGGAAAAGGAAAAAAGGGUUGACGCGAAAAAUCUACCUAAUGUUUACACGAAAGAUAGACGCGGAAUGCUUUAUAAGUAUCCAUCACAAAAUGCAACGAGUAGGAGAAGAAAUUUCACGGGGAAGAAAUUGGAUGUGUAUGGUGAUUUAGAACAAAAAGCUAAGAAUUUAUCAGCAGUGUUUCGAAACGAAUUCACUAGAAAGAACACGGAAAUUAGAUCAGGAAUAAGAUAUUUCGACAAAGAGAUGGACCCUUAUUUCGAUUCUAAGUUUACAUCAAAAAAAGUUGAUGCUCCUCUAAAACAAACAUUCCAUACCCCCCAACCUUCAAUGGUUGAUCUUGUUACUUGUAACACAAGUUAUUAUGAUUGUCAAGAGCCGAAUACAGAAAAAACAGAAGACGAGAAAAAGGCAAUAGAGGAUAGUAAUAGCGGUUACAAUAAAGGUGUAGACCUUAAAGAGGAUGAUCAAAAAAAGCUAAUGGAUCUUGGGAUUUGUGAGAUGGAAAGAAACAAAAGGUUGGAGAGUCUUAUAGCUAGAAGAAGGGCAAGAAAACAAUUGAACUUGGAGAUUGAGAAUGGUUUAAUUGAUAUUGAAUCAAUCUCACCAAGCCAAAUUUCACCAUUGCUUGUUGCAAGAAUGGACCCUUUUGAUUCUCCAAGAUAUUUUGAAGGUAUAGAAAUGCCAGGUUCCGCUCCGUCUGCUUUGAGAAGUCCAUUUGAUAUUCCUUAUGAACCUUUCGAGGAGAAACCGAAUCUCAAAGGGGGUAUUUUGGAACAAGAAUUCCCAAGUGACAUGCCAUUAGAACCUAAACAUGACCUUCUUCAACUUAGAGAGCAUAUACUACCAAGUUCAAGAGUUAGAAGGCUUUCAGGUUCUGCAAAUCAUGAUGGUCCAAAAAAGUUAAGCUUCUUUGAAGGAUGUGAAAGUAAAUUACAAGAUCUCAAUCCGUCAAAUGAAGGAGAGGAAACCGCACACGAAGAAGAAGGAAAAUGCAAAAUUGAUAUGGUUGGCAUGAAAAGUGAGGAAGUAGACAAUAAUGAUCCAACAAUAAUAAAUAUCGAAGAAGUUAUAGCUUCAGCUCCUAAGCCUCAAGACGAGUUUCUUGAUUUUCCGUUAUCUAGUACUAAUGUUACUAAUUUAAAUGAUUCUUUGUAUGAAUCUCUUGCAACUCCUGUCUUUAAGAGCAACGAAAACAUGUUAUUUACAAAUGGACUAAUUCGUCAUGCGCCAUCAUGUUCCUUAGCUUCUGAUUUACAUGUUGAGUUUUCUGAAAUUGGUUCGCCAACACUCACGGUCGAUGAGAAUCAUGAAGAUAUGUGGGGUGCAAAUGAAAGUUGUGAUCAUGAUAUUUUAGAGCCGAACAAUUGGAGGGACAUUGGUUCUUCAUCUUUUUCUAUACGAAACCUUGAUGAAGAAAAUGGAGGUGAAUUGAGUUUUAGGUCUCCGAGAUCUGAUACACGUGAUGAUACUCCAACUUAUGAAAUGCGUAGGGAUCAUAACAUCUUUGGUAAUGCGAGACAAAUGGGUGUAUCGCAAUAUUCUUCGGACGUGUUAGCGCGUUGGAAGAGGUUGAUGAGGUUGAUGGAUACCCGUGUUAAUCAGUCACCGCAUGAAAUGCUUUCGGACGAACUAGAGGAAUUUAACGAGACAGAUAACUUUAUAAGCAAGGAACAAAUUAGCAAUUAUGUGAAUGACUCAGAAGCCACUGAGCAAGACAAUACAAAUGCCUUAAGGAGCAAUGAAGAGCUUGGUGCAUCGCUUACGCGACAAGAAGCACCUGAUGACUUGAUAAACAAGGAACAAAUUAGAAAUGAAGUGAAUGACUCAGAAGCCAAUAAGCAAGCCAAUACAAAUGACUUAAGAAGCAAUGAAGAGCCUGGUGCAUCGGUUAUGCGACAAGAAGCACCUGAUGAAAUCUCAACUAUCACAAGUUCAUCAUCGUCGUCAUCAUCCCCAACGUCUGUAUUGCAUGCACCACAAACGACGGUAGCAGAUCAAGAGAUACACGCAGGUGUUCAACAAUCUGAUUUGGAGAAUGUGACAGAAGAAACAGUAAAUGGCGAAGGUUCACUUGAUUCAAUGUCUCGAAAUAUUCAGCUUUCCGUGGACUAUUCAAAUGUCGAAUCACAUAACCGUGACUUGGAUAAUUCUCAGGUGCAAUUGAUUUCUCCAAUGGUAGAGUCAUCCUCAGAAAUUUACAUAGAGAAUGAAGGAAAAUCUCAGGAAUCAUUGACAGAAGAGGCUAGCAUGAAACCGUUUAUCAGUUUUGAAACAGUAGUCACAAAUUUUGGCGAAGAUUUUGAAGGAAAACGCGAUGGCUUGAAUGAAAAUGAGGCCGAAAAUCAUAGCUCGAAAGAAGAGAACUAUAUGCAAAGUGAGCCAAAUCAAGUGGUUAACAAUCAUAUAGAAAAUGAAGAGUUGGACAAAGGUGACGACAUCGCUAACGAUUCUUCACUACCAAUGGCCACUGAAGAAACCAUUAAUGAUGGUGAGACAUUAAGAGAAUCUAGUAUGAUGAACAAUCACGAAGCGACUGAGCAAGAAUCGGACAAAAAUAAUGAAACCGUGGUUUUAUCUGAACCCGCAAGAGAAACUGAUAAGGUUAGCAAUAUACAAGACAUGAAUGAUCCUUACGAGAGUACUUCCGCCGUUUGAGGAUGUAACAUAAACUACCUAGCACAGACACCUCAUAUUAAAGCGUGUCUGGUGUCAGACACCAACACAUGUGGUUACAUUUAAUAUCACAUUUCUAUUUUCUUAAAAUAUUACAGGUGCCUACGUGUCAGUACCAAUGUCGUGUUUAGCCUGUAUCAGCAUUAGAUAAAUUCCUUCCUCAGAUUAGAGAUUGAGAAAAGUGAGAAAUUACCAAAUUGAGAAGACUGAACUCAAAGAUAGAUGCACUAAUCAAAUUUUUGUACAUAGUUCCAUAGAUGUUCAUAAUUGUAUUGUAUUAGUCACACUGCACAUAUGUACUCUAUAAUAUUCACAAUGUAGGAAGUAAGAAAAGUAGAAGUUCCUUUGUAUCUCUUAUAGCCAUAUGUUACUUUAUAUAUGUAUAUUCCUUUGAUUAAAGGUUUAAAAGAAUGUAUAUGCCAUCUUUUUACCAUU